AUGAUUCAAAUCGAACUUUAUCGAUCAUUAGCAACAAAUAAUCGAACAGGUAUUGAACAAGAUUUUACACGAAUGUGGAAGGAUAUAACUAUUCAAUCGUCUAAUAAUGUCGGGGUCAAAUAUGAUUGGUCUUAUCAUUUUCAUGGAACACAGUUAUUGUCCGGUGCCUAUGGGCAAGCCUGGGCACAAAAUUAUCUUUGCGUUGAUUCAAUUAUUGGCGCGCAGCUUAUUACUAAAGCUAACAUAGUUCUUUCCAAUGAUACGAGAGUACAAAUGUUAAACUUAGCCAAUCGUCGUGAAGAUCAAAAAGCAGAACAUAGUGGUCAAGAUGUGCUUAAUCUAUACACAAGUCAAACUUAUGAUUACGACAAUAUUUUUCCACUUCUCAAUCGGAAAGCGCUGAAUGCAAUGAUGAAUACAAUAACACAUAAUCUGACUGCUACACGAUCAUGGCACUUUUAUGAUGACGUAAUAAUCGCAUUGGCUAUAGACCUUACAUUGAUAACGCAAACAACAGGAUGGACAAUCUUGGCGAAUCGUUUGCUUCCCAUUGGACAAAUAACUGUUGGUUUCUUUAAUGAGACUACUGUUAAACUUUCUGAUGGUAACCAUUCGUUUCCUUUUGUUAAAGAAAGAACAUUCAAUAUUCAAUGGAUACAUAUAGGUCAUUCGAAUAUAGGUUAUCUUCUGCAUUCGCAAUCACAAUAUGCGUCAUUGGGAAUUGUUUGUGGGAAUAAAACAGGAAAUUAUCUGGAGAUUGAUCCUUUCAGUGAGACGGACACAGCACGUGUAUUAACGAUUUGGAUUGAUCAUGGAGCUGAGCUGUUUGUUCUCGAUUAUAAUCACAUGAUUUUACCUGAUGUAUCUCGUGCAUCGAUGCCCAUGCUAUUUAAACAAUAUGGAGAUGAACAAGUCUUUUCGUGCAUGUCGACAAACCAUCAGUUUCAUGGUACAAUAUGA
This is a messenger RNA of Adineta ricciae, 960 nucleotides long. NCBI's taxonomy places the organism in Eukaryota, Metazoa, Rotifera, Eurotatoria, Adinetida, Adinetidae. The record is from the annotation of a GenBank genome assembly.